AUGUUCUCAAAGAUCGGGCUUGCAGCGUUGGCGUCGGUCGUGUUUGUGCGCUGCGUGGCGGCUCAGCAGCCGGUCUGGGCCCAGUGCGGCGGAAUUGGCUGGAGCGGGGCAACGACUUGUGUCUCGGGUUCUGUCUGCACGGAGCUGAAUGACUACUACAGUCAAUGCAUACCUGGUUCUGCAUCUAGCGCCCCCGCCCCGACGAGCACGUCCUCGACCUUGACCGCACCUACGAGCGUGCCGAGCGGCGUCGGCAAGGCGAACUUCUGGUUCAGCUUCGGAGACUCUUACACUCAAACCGGGUUCACGACCACGGGAGCCAUUCCCGCACCAGGAAAUCCGCUCGGCAAUCCGCCUUACCCGGGCUACACAGCUGUCGGGGGCACGAACUGGAUCGACGUAGACACGACGGUGUACAACAAGUCACUCGUGCUCACUUACAACUACGCGUACGGGGGCGCGACGAUCAACGCGUCGCUCGUUACGCCGUACGAGCCGACAGUGCUGUCGCUGAUCGACCAGGUGAAUGAGUUCAUGGGCCAGGUGGCGAAUAAGCCUGCAAGCGCACCAUGGACGAGCGAGAACGCGCUGUUCUCGGUGUGGAUUGGGAUAAACGAUAUUGGGAACAGCUAUUACGAGUCUGGGGACCGAGACGCGUUCUCCGACACGCUGUUAGAUUCGUACUUCGGCCAGGUCCAGGAACUCUACGCACAUACCUCGCUUGGCAACGUCGGCGCGAGGAACUUCCUCUUCAUCAACGUUCCGCCUAUCGACCGGUCCCCACUGAUGCUUGCCCAAAGCGCUGACGCACAGGCCCUAGAAAAGACCGUCAUUGCUGGUUUCAACUCGAAGCUCGCCGCUAGGGCGCAAUCGUUCGCUGCUGCGAACUCGGGCGUUACAACAUGGCUCUGGGACUCCAACACCGCGUUCACCACUGUUCUUGACAACCCGACCGCAUACGGAUUCGACGACGCCGUAUCGUAUGGAGGCACCAACGACUUCUGGGGCAACAAUUACCACUCAUCGAGUGCUGCCCAGACACUUUGGGGACAAGGUGUCGCUGCCGUGCUGAAUGAUACCGUCUGGUGA
This is a messenger RNA of Dichomitus squalens LYAD-421 SS1, 1089 nucleotides long. RefSeq lists its product as uncharacterized. Gene Ontology annotation, molecular function: cellulose binding; hydrolase activity, acting on ester bonds. NCBI's taxonomy places the organism in Eukaryota, Fungi, Basidiomycota, Agaricomycetes, Polyporales, Polyporaceae. The transcript has 11 exons. The record is from RefSeq and is a predicted model, not a curated record. Gene Ontology annotation, cellular component: extracellular region. Gene Ontology annotation, biological process: carbohydrate metabolic process. The coding region runs from base 1 to 1089 and encodes 362 amino acids.